UGUAGAGCCUCCUGCAGAAAACAGCAAUAUGGCACCAAAAAAGUCAUUUUUGGCUAUGAAACAGAUCAUUUGUUUCCAGAUUUUAAUCCUGACCUUCACUGAAACAAGAACAUCAAAAAGCGAUUGCACAGUAAUGACAUUUUUGGGAAAUGGGUCCAAUAUUUUAUCAGAUUCAAAGGAGAUGGUGGGAUGUAUUUUAGGAAAGAGUGAAAAUAAAACAGAGCUUACACAGAGAUAUAUUAAAUGUGUGGAAAAUUGUUUUCUUACGAAAUGUUACACUUCCAGACCAUACUGCAAGCUUAUUUUAAGUAUUGUGAAGACAAUAAACAAUGCAACUAAGAAAAACAAAAAGGGUUUCGCUAAUCCCACCAGUCGGGACAAAUGUUGUCUCAAGGAUCUGCACAAUAUAGAGGCUGAAGAUCUUUUGUCAUCUGUGCCAGUUUCCUCUCCAUUUCCUGUAUCCUGCUCCAAGGGUUUUUUUGAAAUAACACCAGAGGUGACCUGUGAGUAUACAGCUAACAGAAGCUCGCCUGUCUGGAGCACUAAGCAUCCCUGUGUGGAAAUACCAAAUGUGUGGGUGAAAUUUAAUGAAAUAUCAUCUGAGAAUGUCAGCUUGACAUGGAACUACACUCAAAUUCCAAGCAAGGUCUAUUAUGUUAAUAUCACCGUGAGUUGUCAGCUGGAGAGAUUAUUUGGACGGACCUGUUCCAGGCAUGAAAGUGCAACUGUCCAUCCAGAAGGGCCGGGCGAAAUAACUUGUGCAGCACUACGGCCAUUCUCACACUACUUUCUAAAUUUCACGGUGAAGGUCUUCAAUACAAGGCUAAAAAACAAAACCCAGAGACUGGAGUUUGAAGGCCCGCUGCAAAAUGAAGUAAUCUUCUUCAACACAUCUCAGACAGUUCCUGACAAGCCAGAAUUUCACAAUUCGUCUUUCUUCAGUAGUGGAUGGAUUCAAUGGAGACCACUGUCAGACUGCACAGGAACCAUAAUAGCAUAUGAGCUGAACUACACAGGGAAACGAGACUAUAAUGAUUCAUUCAUAGAAACAUAUUCUGUCCUUGUGAAUUCCUCUGUGACAAGCUAUAAUCUUCCAAAUUUAAAAAGUGCAACUAACUAUUCUUUGGGAAUCCGUGGCUUCACUGAGGCAGGUGCUGGAGAAGUGUCCCUUGGGAAUUUUCAAACAGAACUAAAGGAACCAGUUAUUCCAGAAACUGAAAACCUUACAGCAUUUAAUAUCUCUAGUGGCACUGCUGUCAUUCCUCUGCAUCCUGUUCUUGACACCAAUGGACCAAUUAGCAGUUACCAGGUUAUUGUACUGGAACUGGAAUCUGUCUCAGGCAGGAACAGAAGUUUGGCCAACAUCUGUGUCAGGAUGGACCUGGCAGGCUUCAACAGCAGUAGUGCUGGGAGCAUCAUCUAUAUUGCAGGAGAAAUCCCAGCAGAGAACCUGAGCAGUCUGCCAGAGUUCACUGUGGGAGAUGGGAAGCUGUAUGGGCAGUACUACAAUGCACAGUUACAACCUGAGAAAAACUAUUCCAUCAUAUUCAGGGUGAUUAGUAAAUGGAAGCAGGAAGUGAGAUUCUCUUGCUCAGAAUAUGAACCAUUCUAUGUUCCUGCAGAAGUCCAGCAUGAUGCUUCUCACCAGCUUCUAAAGAUCUGUCUUUAUGUAUUUCUACCCGUGACCUGCACUCUUCUUCUUGUCUUUCUCAUCUUCAUUUGGAGAUGCACCCCUCACCAUGGAAAGUAUAUAGACAAUAAUGCCUUGGCUCUAUCAGUUACAAUACAAUCAGACACUAUGCCUGUGGAGCAGCUGAUACAGCACGUGAUCCACAUGAAGCAAGACUGCAAUAGAGAAGCAGAAAGUGAGGAGGAAGGGGGCCUGACUAAGGAAUUCAAGAGUUUACCAAAGAGCUGCUUUGGUACCUGUGAGGCUGCAAAGAAUCAGUCUAAUAAAGGAAAAAACCGCUACAAAAAUUCUGUUCCCUGUAAGUGGAUAUUUAAUAAAUAA
This is a messenger RNA of Lepisosteus oculatus (spotted gar), 2011 nucleotides long. NCBI's taxonomy places the organism in Eukaryota, Metazoa, Chordata, Actinopteri, Semionotiformes, Lepisosteidae. The record is from RefSeq and is a predicted model, not a curated record.